AUGCCACGGUUCAAGAUUUUCCUUAUACAGGGUCGGGUAGAUGUUACUAUAUGUAGCAUAGAUCUACAUAAAGGAGCUCUUCAGGGACUUAUGAAUGAGGACAAAGGCUACUUGCACCACUCGGAUGCCACGUCCGAUACUGCCAACCAACAGUCGAGAGAAAAGAGCCAACCAACAGCCGAGGGUCAAGAACUAGAUACAGUUGGGGUGUUGGCUGUGCCCAGGAAAGUCGAUAUCACUCCCCUCUUAAACUCCCCAAGUCCAUCUUUGGGCAUCUACUUCAAAGACAAGGUCAUUCUGGUAACAGGGGCUUACGGCGAGGGGCUCAGUGCCAACGCAGCCAUAAAGUACGCGGCGCUCGGCGCCAACCCGCUCAUCCUCGGCACCCGCACGACAGAAAAGGAAGAGCUGGCCAAGUCUGCUAUCAUACAGCGGGCAAGAUGA
Clonostachys rhizophaga is the source of this 444-nucleotide messenger RNA. Lineage: Eukaryota; Fungi; Ascomycota; Sordariomycetes; Hypocreales; Bionectriaceae. The record is from the annotation of a GenBank genome assembly.